UAACUCUCACUUGGAAUAGCAGAUUUUGCAUUACUUAUCAUUUGUGCACAUUGAUCUACUAUUCUUUUCUAAAAGCUUCUUAGUACUACUGCCUUAUUGAACGAACCUAUCAAGACACCAGCAGCACUACAGAAACGCAUUCUUUAACCAUGCAGUUCUCUAAAAUUACUAUCGCUCUCGCCUCUGCCGUCAUGUACGCUGCUGCUGUCAGCGCGGCUUGCGAACAGAUCAAGUGCGACGGAACAUGCGGCCAAGGCGGUGCUAAGGCAAACUUUUGCGGUUCUAUUCAAUGCAACGAUCUAAGCAAGGGCACAAUCACAUGCUGCGACAAUGUGCGGUGUGAUCAGUAGAGUUGUUCAAUUGGAGGUCAUAACACACACGAAGGGCGCUACAGAGACCCUCAGAGAUAGGAUUUAUCGGCUGGAUCGGCCGGCUGCUCGGCGGCAGCGAAGGGCCUGCCUCGGGCUUCUCAUCCCGGGCAGUGGGCUUCGUAGGGGCCGAGGGCUUAGUCGGACGGCAUGGCGCAGCCAAAGCGCACGAGAAUGGGUACGCAGAUAACACACUCAAUAUACGCACAAUUGACC
Colletotrichum destructivum is the source of this 584-nucleotide messenger RNA. RefSeq lists its product as uncharacterized. The transcript has 2 exons. NCBI's taxonomy places the organism in Eukaryota, Fungi, Ascomycota, Sordariomycetes, Glomerellales, Glomerellaceae. The record is from RefSeq and is a predicted model, not a curated record. The coding region runs from base 150 to 350 and encodes 66 amino acids.